Messenger RNA from Anisakis simplex (herring worm), 1122 nucleotides. NCBI's taxonomy places the organism in Eukaryota, Metazoa, Nematoda, Chromadorea, Rhabditida, Anisakidae. The record is from the annotation of a GenBank genome assembly.
UCUACACCAGCUGGUGCACAUCAUCAUGUGGAGUACGAUCGUUCAUUCUACACACUCGAUCCCAUCAACCCAAACGAACCCAAAUUCGACAAAAUCCUUAUUGCUAACAGAGGUGAAAUUGCGUGCCGUGUGAUAAAGACAUGCCGUGCGAUGGGAAUCAAGACAGUUGCUGUGCACUCAGAUGUUGACAGUGCAUCCUUGCACGUUCGAUUGGCCGAUGAGGCCGUCUGUGUAGGACCUGCACCAACCAGUGAAUCCUAUCUUCGCGCUGAUCGAAUCCUUCAAGCGGUCAAAGACACCGGAGCUCAGGCUGUCCACCCGGGUUAUGGUUUCCUGUCCGAGAACACUGAUUUCGCAGCCAAACUGGAAGAUGCAGGUGCCAAAUUCAUUGGACCUAACUCAAAGGCUAUCCUGGCCAUGGGUGACAAAAUCCACUCAAAACGAAUCGCUACCGAAGCUCGUGUGAACAUGAUUCCUGGUUAUGAUGGCGAAAUCGAUGAUGAAGAACAGUGCGUGAAAGUAGCAAACGAGAUCGGAUAUCCAGUCAUGAUCAAGGCUUCAGCCGGCGGUGGUGGUAAGGGUAUGCGUAUCGCGUGGAAUGAUACUGAAGCACGAAAUGGAUACAGACUGUCUAAACAAGAGGCGAAAUCGUCAUUCGGUGAUGACCGUAUGCUUGUUGAGAAGUUCAUCGAUAACCCACGACACAUUGAAAUGCAAGUUCUCUGCGACAAACAUGGCAAUGCUGUUUGGCUUAACGAACGUGAAUGCUCAAUUCAACGAAGAAACCAAAAGGUUAUUGAAGAGGCUCCCUCGUCAUUUGUUGAUCCAGAAAUGCGAAAGAGGAUGGGUGCUCAAGCAACUCAACUCGCUUUGGCUGUCGGUUACGAUUCGGCUGGUACCGUUGAAUUUUUGGUUGACUCAAAGAAGAACUUCUACUUCUUGGAAAUGAACACUCGACUUCAGGUAGAGCAUCCAAUCACUGAAGCGAUCACAGGACUUGAUAUCGUACAGCAAAUGCUUCGCGUUUCAUACGGUCAUCCGUUGAACUUCAAACAAAGUGAUGUCGGAAUCCGUGGUUGGGCAUUUGAAUGCCGUGUUUACGCCGAGGUAAAAUCCUCAUAA